CAAUCAAGUUAGAAAUUAUCUCAACUGGGUCCCACAACAAGGAAGGACCACCUCCUCCCUCAAAGACAACCUCUUCUCUUCUAGUCUUCUUCAGUUCUUUUCUUUCCCAUCAAGCUUAUUAUCAGCAAACAGAGUCAUUUCCCCCAAUUGCCCCUCUCUCCCUUCACUGCACUCCCCUUCCCAACAAUGGCCGCCAUUGAUUCUCCCCCACUGAAGCUACACGCCUUCCUGAUUGCAUUUACCUCCAAGCUCUUCCUUCCAUGAAGAAAGUUCCACACUCUAAAGUCUAAACUCACUCACCAUCUAAAUAAUUUCCCCCGGAAAUUUCUCCUCUGGCUCCCGUAUAUAUAUCUCAUAGCCCGAACCCUUUUCACUUCAUCCCCUGAUCAUCAAAAACCCAUAAUUUUUCUUUUUCAAUCAGGGAAGAGAUAUGGAUCUGGAGGAGUGGGAAGUUCUCCCUCGAGACGCAAGCUUCUUCGAUUUCGGUGACGAUGGUGGUGGCAAGAGGGUUUCAUCCCCUGCAAAAUCAUCGUCAAGGAGAGGUUCUUCUUCUACCUCCUCUCCUUCUUAUUCUUCAAUGAGCCCUAAUUAUACUGUUUUAGACAUGAAUUACUUCAUCUGCCCAUCUUCUCCACCUAAGAGCUCAAUCUCAAGGGUUGUGCUUCCCAUCGAAUUGGAACCAACAGAUCAAUCGACCCCACCACAGGAGGAACAGCUCACAGAUUCUCGUAGUACUAGGACGAUGAUGGUGAUCCCAAAAGUUAGUAAAGUUCCAACCUUCACCGGAUCUGAUGAUGCUGCUGAUCAGGACUCCGUUUCCCAAGUUUUCUUCAAGAAGAUGACGGAGAAUGAAUUUGUCGACAUGAAACUGGACUCACCAAAGUCCCUAACCAAGUCAUCUUCAUCGUCAUCCCUUUUAUCCUCCCCCAAAUUUGAUGCUGGCAAGUUUGGCUUUGAGGACAGUAGUGAUACUAAUGAUCCAAGCUUGGAGAAGGAGGGAAUUCGGUGGGUAGAGGGUAGUGGCGGAAAUGGUGAUACUGGUGGUGGUUUGAACCUUUGGAAGUGGAGCUUGCACGGGGUUGGAGCCAUUUGUUCAUUUGGGAUUGCUGCUGCUACUGUUUGCAUCAUCAUCUUUGGCAAUCAUCAGAGGAACAAGCAGCAGAAGAGGGAGCAGCAGAUUAGGUUCCAGGUUUACACUGAUGACAAGAGGAUUAAGCAGGUGGUUCAACAUGCAACAAGGUUCAAUGAUGCUAUCUCAGCUGUGAGAGGGGCUCCUAUUGCAAGGGCUCAAGUCACAUUUGGUGGCUAUUAUGAUGGCAUUUAAAUCUUGUUUACUCAGUUUAUUGGGAUGGAUCACCCUAUAAUUAGGGUUUUGUACAUAUAAAUAUAAGUAUAGUAGCUAUCGUAGUUGAUGAUAAAUUUUUGUUUUUGCUUGAGAUAUUCAAUAUUCCAAUGUGUACCUGUUGGGGCCGUUUGAUAGAAGAGGCCAGUUAACAAUGGGGUAGCAGGCUAGCAGCUAGCAGGUUCGUUAUUGUGGAAUUUACUUAAGCAUGAUUAAUAUCGUCUAAUAUAGUAUUAUAUGCCAUCUUUGGAUAAACAAAUUGUAUCUAACUUUUGGGUGGGUGUUGGAUUGGAUAUGAUUCACACCUGGCAUGAAGAAUCUCGCCAUUGGUUUGCACUUCAACACUUGUGUUUAGGCAAUCCAAAAUAACAGGUUGGCGUAUUUUUAUGUAAUAUUCUAUUUUGGGAUUAUUCAAAAUAUUUUAACAUAUGAUGGGGAAG
Molecule: messenger RNA, 1782 nt
Organism: Linum tenue
Lineage: Eukaryota; Viridiplantae; Streptophyta; Magnoliopsida; Malpighiales; Linaceae
Source: the annotation of a GenBank genome assembly